Molecule: messenger RNA, 2753 nt
Organism: Eruca vesicaria subsp. sativa (arugula)
Lineage: Eukaryota; Viridiplantae; Streptophyta; Magnoliopsida; Brassicales; Brassicaceae
Source: the annotation of a GenBank genome assembly
CAAAACUGGAACCUUUCUUUUUUUUCACUUAGUAGUUAUGGUGGUUCUACUGAACUCACGUCCUUGUUUUGUUCUUAUUCUACUUGCAGCAUUCUCAUGCUUCUCUCUGAGGCUGUGUUUCGGCGAAGACAGAAUCACUUUCUCAACUCCGAUCAAAGACUCAGAGACAAAGACACUUCUCUGCAAAAAGGGUAUUUUCAGGUUUGGUUUCUUCACUCCUGUAAACUCCACUGCUAGGUUACGUUAUGUUGGGAUUUGGUACGACAAGAUUCCAGUUCAAACUGUUGUUUGGGUUGCUAACAAAGACACUCCCAUCCACGACACUUCCGGUGUUGUCUCCAUCUCUGACAACGGAAAUCUCGUGGUUAAGGAUGGUCGAAACCGUCUUAUAUGGUCUACGAACGUCACAGUACCAGUAGCUCCAAAUGAAACUUGGGUUCAGCUAAUGGAAAAUGGGAAUCUUAGGUUACAAGACAACAGAAACAACGGUGAGAUUAUAUGGGAGAGUUUCAAGCAUCCCUAUAGCUCUGUCUUGCCAAGAAUGAGUCUUCUGACCAACAGUAAAACCGGAGAAAACAUUGGUCUUACUUCUUGGAGAAGCCAUACAGAUCCUUCAACAGGGAAUUAUACGGUUGGUCUUGUCGCUUUCCCGUUUCCUGAGCUUCUAAUCAGGAAGAACAAUUCUACACAAUGGCGUAGCGGUCCCUGGAACGGUCAGGUUUUCAUCGGUUUACCGGAUAUGGAUUCUCUUCUCAACAUUGAUGGGUUUAACCUCAACAAUGAUAACCAAGGAACGGUUUCAUUGAGCUAUGCUAAUGAAUCUUUCAUGUAUCACUUCAACUUGGAUCCUAAUGGAGCUAUCUACCAGAGAGAUUGGAGUACUUCUAUGAAUGAUUGGAGAGUCGGUGUUCGGUUCCCAUCUACAGAUUGUGAUGAAUACAGUAGAUGUGGUCCAUAUGGGAGCUGCAAUUACCGGGAAGAUCCACAAUGUAAAUGCGUUAAAGGUUUUGUGCCGAGGAAUAACACAGAGUGGAGUGGUGGAAAUUGGAUUAGUGGAUGUGUUAGAAGAGCUCCAUUAAGGUGUGAAAGACUUAGAAAUGGGACUAAUGGAGGGAAAGAAGAUUGGUUCUUGAAAGUGCAGAAGAUGAAAGUACCGGUGAAUGUGGAAACUUCUUUAGCUAAUGCGCAAGCUUGUCCUAAGGUUUGCUUAAACAACUGCUCUUGCACAGCUUAUGCAUAUGAUCAAGGAAUUGGAUGUAUGCUUUGGAGCGGUAACUUAGUUGAUAUGCAAUCAUUCUUGGGAAGUGGCAUUGAUCUUUAUAUUCGGCUUUCACAUUCUGAACUCAAAGCACAUAGCAAACGAGCAAUAAUGAUCACAACACCUGUUCUAGGCGUUGUGUUUGUUGCUGCGGUCUGUGUUUUGUUAGCAUGUCGGAAACUCAAAAAGCCUCCAGGAGAACCAAAGAAAGAUAGAAGCGUAGAGCAAUUGUUAAAGAGAAUGGAAGAACUUAACCGUGGUGAUGAGGCUACUUCUAACCAAGUUAAGCUAGAGGAGCUUCCUCUCUUUGAGUUUCAAGUGUUAGCUACUGCAACUGAUGACUUCUCUCUUAGAAGCAAGCUGGGACAAGGCGGAUUUGGUCCUGUUUACAAGGGAAAGUUACCUGAAGGGCAAGAAAUUGCAGUGAAGAGGCUCUCACGGGCAUCAGGACAAGGACUUGAGGAGCUUAUGAACGAAGUGGUUGUGAUUUCGAGGUUGCAACAUAGGAAUCUGGUGAAGUUACUUGGCUGUUGCAUUGAAGGUGAAGAAAGGUUGCUAGUCUAUGAAUAUAUGCCAAAGAAAAGCUUGGAUGCAUAUCUAUUUGACCCAUUGAAGCAAAAUAUUCUUGAUUGGAAGACUCGGUUGAACAUAAUGGAAGGAAUUUGCAGAGGUCUUUUGUACCUUCACAGAGAUUCAAGACUAAGGAUCAUACACAGAGAUCUGAAAGCCAGUAACAUUUUGUUAGAUGACAAUCUGAAUCCCAAAAUAUCUGAUUUUGGGCUUGCAAGAGUUUUCAGAGCUAAUGAAGAGGAAGCUAACACAAGAAGGGUUGUAGGAACAUACGGCUAUAUGUCACCUGAAUAUGCAAUGGAAGGUUUGUUUUCAGAAAAGUCAGAUGUUUUCAGUUUGGGGGUUAUACUUUUAGAGAUCAUAAGUGGUAGAAGAAACUCUCACAAGGAAGAGAAUAAUCCAAACCUUUUAGCUUAUGUGUGGAAGCUGUGGAAUGAAGGUGAGGCCGCUUCUCUAGCAGAUUCAACCGUGUUUGAUGAGUCUUUCGAGAAAGAGAUAAGGAAAUGUGUUCAGAUUGGUUUGUUGUGUGUGCAAGAAGUUGCAAACGAUAGACCCAAUGUUUCAACCGUGAUUUGGAUGCUAACCACAGAGAAUAUGAACCUCCCUGAGCCGAAGCAGCCUGCGUUUAUAACAGGAAGAGAAAAGUCUGAGGCUGAAUCUUCUGACCAGAGUAGUCAAAUAGUCUCUGUCAAUGAUGUGAGCCUCACAUCUGUUACAGGGCGUUAAGCUCACAAAGCCAAUCUGAAAUUUUAUAAUUAAAUAGGUUGAAUAAAAUGUGUGGAGUGUUAUAAGUCAAUAUAGACAUUAUGAUAUGUUUUAAAUAAGUUGUAAAGGCUAAAAAUAUGCAAUGUUUAUACAAUAUAUGUUUUGAUAAACUCCUAUGUUUACAAUUUUUGUUAUUCUGCGCAUGGAUUAAAGAAUAAGA